Messenger RNA from Saccostrea cuccullata (small rock oyster), 1071 nucleotides. Its product is annotated as histone-lysine N-methyltransferase SETMAR-like. Gene Ontology annotation, molecular function: nucleic acid binding. The transcript has a single exon. Lineage: Eukaryota; Metazoa; Mollusca; Bivalvia; Ostreida; Ostreidae. The record is from RefSeq and is a predicted model, not a curated record. Bases 1 to 1071 code for a protein of 356 amino acids.
AUGGCAAGUAAAGUCCCUGAUCAUUUAGAGCAAAGGGCAUACUGUAAAGCAAGGGCGCUUCUCGGUUAUAACCCAACAGAAAUUAAAGCCGAUUUGAACAAAGUUUAUGGACCUUCUGCUCUAUCCUAUCCAACUGUUCUGAGAUGGGUACGUCGAUUUCAAGACGGUCGGCAGACGCUUGCAGAUGACCCUCGUAGUGGAAGACCUGCAACUGCCAUCACCAAAAAUGAAAUUGACACUGUGAAACAGAUCAUUGAAACUGAUGCAAGAUACACCGUUAAUGACAUUUCAUCUUUCACUGGGAUCAAUUCGUCAGCAGUGUUUGAAAUAUUAAAACACAGACUAAUGUUGAAAAAAGUGUGUGCUCGAUGGGUCCCCCAUAUUCUGACAAAUGAGCAGAAGAGGGUACGGGUAGAAAUUUGUCGACAGUUAUUAGAGAAAUAUGAACAUUGCGAUUUCAGGCGUUUAAACGAAAUUGUAACUGGUGACGAAACGUGGAUUUUCUUUUUCGAACCAGAAAUAAAGCGAAAUAAUAAAGUUUGGGUGACUGACGUCAAGGACAGGCCACAAAUUGCACGUCGUAGCCGCACAGUGCGAAAGAUUAUGUACGCUAUUUUCUUUGAUUCGAAGGGACCCGUCGUACAAAUUCCUGUCCCAGAGUCUACCAGUGUCACUGCUAAAUUCUACAAAGAAAAGGUGUUAACCAAAGUUGUGUCACAUUAUAAAGAGACCCGCCCUCGCACUGGAACCCGUGGUAUACAUUUACUCCAUGACAACGCACCAGCCCAUAAAGCCUCGAUUGUUACCGAAUAUUUGACAGAGAUGAACAUUAAAACUUUACCACAUCCUCCAUACAGCCCUGAUCUAUCCCCAUGUGACUUUUGGCUGAAUCCACUCAUCAAGGAUGCCUUAAGAGGACGACGAUUUGAAAGCCGCCAGGCUGUAGGCAGUGCGCUAUACCAGUGUCUGAAGGGUAUCCCUAAAUCGGCCUAUAAAUCGGCUUUUCAGAAAUGGAUUCAAAGACUGAAAAAAUGUGUAGAAGUAAAAGGAGAAUAUUUUGAAGGACUGUGA